GGAGAAUCGUGCCUUUGCCGAGCUCUUCCUGGUCCCUGAAGGCUCCAGGCUGGUAGGGCCCAGCGCAGGCAUAUGUUAGUUGGGUUGCAGCUAUGGAUAGACUUCAUAGGCAUGUGUCUUCCCGCUUGGACAUCCUCUCCGUAGAGAACCAGUGCCUGGCCAUGCUCCCUGACGUUCAGCCCAUGGAGAAAUCAUAUGAGCAUAUGUCUGUUCCCCCAGACAUCCUCUCCUUGGAGAACCGGUGUCUGGCCAUGCUGUCUGACUUCCAGCCCAUGGAGAAACUAAGUGGACAAACAUCUGGUCACCCAGACAUUCUCUCCUUGGAGAACCAUUGCCUGGCCAUGCUCCCUGACUUCCAGGCCUUGAGGGAAAUACAUGGACAUUCCCUUGGUCACCCAGACAUCCUCUCCUUGGAGAACCGCUGUGUAGCCACUCUUCCUACCACAAAAAGCAUGGUGUCUGCCACCUCUUUGCACUCUUGUCUUCAGAUGUCUCACAUGCUGCAAGCUGAUUUGUACAACAUUGACAUCAGGAAUCACUUGCUGUCUGAGACUCCAAGCAGUAGGGUUCAGUGUCUUUCUGAGGGACUAGACCUUCCAACUUGUUCCAGGGCCCUGAAAUCCAUCUCUGCUACAAAGGGAGAUCAGGAAGCAACGUUGGGUGGCUGGUACUUUUCAGAAGUAAAGAAAUCUCUGGAAAAGCAGGAAGAGGCAGAGACCCAAAUGCCAUUAUAUUGUUUAAGCUUGGAAGAGGAGAAUAAAGAGGUGGAGGCACUGGCCCUGAAGCUUACCUCUGGAGACAAAGAAUCUCAUCCCGAGACAACCGACCAGGUCCUUCAGGAAAAGAAGAUGGCUCUAAUGAGCUUACUGUGUUCUGUCAUCGCCUCAAAUAUAAACAUGAAAGAUGCAUCUGACCCCACCCAGGCUGCUAUUUUUGAAGUCUGCAGUGAACUUGCCCCUUUGGAGCCCGAGUUCAUCCUCAAGGCAUCUUUGUACGCCAGGCAGCAACUGAACGUCCGAGAUGUGGCCAAUAAAGUCUUGGCCAUUGCUGCCUUCUUGCCAGCCUGCCGCCCCCACCUGCGACGGUAUUUCUGUGCCGUUGUCCGCCUACCUUCUGAUUGGAUCCAGGUAGCCGAGUUCUAUCAGACCUUGGUUAAUGGAGAUGAGAGAACGUUUGUGCCCCUGCCUGCCUGCCUCCGUGCUGCCCUGACCGACAAAUUUGCCCAGUUUGAUGAGUACCAGUUAGCUAAGUAUAAUCCGCGGAGGCACCGUGCCAAGAGAUGUCCCCGCCAGCCACCCCACCCUCCAAAGAUGGAGAAGCCAUUCUCUGAGAGAAAGGGAUGUUUUCCAAAGAGCCUUUGGCCUCUUAAAAAUGAACAGAUUAAGUUUGAGGCAGCUUACAAUGCAGUGCCAAAGAAAAGAAAUCAGCCAAGGUUUACCUUGAAGAAGUUGGUACAACAACUGCAUAUCCAUGAGCCUGCCCAGCAUGUCCAAGCCCUGCUGGGCUACAGGUAUCCCUCCAACCUAGAGCUCUUUUCUCGGAGUCACCUGCCUGAGCCCUGGGAUUCUAGCAGAGCUGGGCAGCGGAUGAAGCUACGUAGGCCAGAGACUUGGGAGCGGGAGCUGAGCCUACGGGGAAACAAAGCUUCUGUUUGGGAGGAACUCAUUGACAAUGGGAAGCUUCCCUUCAUGGCCAUGCUUCGGAACCUGCGCAGCCUGCUGUGUGUUGGAAUCAGUGCCCACCACCAUGAAGUCAUUCUCCAGAGACUCCAGCAUGCGAAGUCUGUUAUUCACAGUCGGCAGUUUCCGUUCAGAUUCCUGAAUGCUCAUGAUUCCAUCAAUAACCUGGAGGAUCAACUUAAAAAGAAAGCAUCACCCUUUCCUUCCAAUACACAAUUGAUGAGACGGAUAAUGACUAGAAACUCAAAAAAUGUCAAGAGACCUGCUAAUCUAAGGCAUCUUUGCAACUUGAGUCGUCGGCAGCUGCGGGCAGCAAUGGCAAUACCUGUGAUAUUCGAGCAGCUCAAACGGGAGAAGCUGAAGAUGCACAAGGCCAGGCAGAUGAAUUGUGAUGUUGAGGUGUUGGAGAGGUACCGCCAGGCUUUGGAGGUAGCUGUGAGCCUCUCUGUGAAGCACAGCCUGCCCCCUCUUCCAGGACGCACCCUCUUGGCCUAUCUGACAGAUUCUGGUGCAAACAGGCUCUGUCCAAAGAGCAACACACAAGGGCCACCCCUGAAUUAUGUGCUCCUGUUGCUGGGAAUGGUGAAGGCACGGGCGGAGCAGGUGGAUGUUCUGUUGUGCGGAAGGGGAACUCUGAAGAAGGCUGUGCUGGAGGCACAUGAAGGUAUCCUGAAGACUGCUACCAGGCUCCAGGCUCAAGUCCAGGAGUUGGAAGAAAAUGAUGAAUGGCCCCUGGAUACUUUUGGGAAGUACCUGCUAUCUCUAGCUGCUCAAAGGGUCCCUGUUGACAGGGUCAUCCUGUUUGGCCAAAGGAUGGAGACUGUAAUUCUAAACGUAGCCAAACAGAUUUUCUGGCGGCAUGUGAAUCCCAAGUGUCUCUUUGUUGGUGUCCUCCUUGGAAAAAUGCAUUAUGUAUCACCAAAUUUGAAUCCCAAUGAUGUGACACUCUCAGGCUGUACUGAUGGGAUACUGAAGUUCAUUGCAGAGCAUGGGACAUCCCAUCUUCUGGAACAUGUGGGCCAAAUAGAUAAAGUAUUCAAGAUUCCCCCAGCCUUAGGAAAGACACAGGUCCUGCCACUCAAGCCACUGGAAGAGGAGACCCCCAGCCCCUUGGUUUCUAUUUUGCACCAUAGAUGGUGCAGCAUCCGGCUUUUCAUUUCAUCUACUUUCCGAGACAUGCAUGGGGAGCGAGACCUGCUGCUGAGGUCUGUGCUGCCAGAACUGCAGGCCCGAGCAGCCCCCCACCAGAUCAGCCUUCGUGCCAUUGACCUGCGCUGGGGCAUCACCGAAGAGGAGACCCGUAGGAACAGACAGCUGGAAGUGUGCCUCGGGGAGGUGGAGAACUCGCAGCUGUUUGUGGGGAUCCUAGGCUCCCGCUAUGGCUAUACUCCCUGCAGCUAUGACCUGCCUUACCAUCCUCACUUCCACUGGGCCCAGGAUUACCCUUCAGGGCGCUCUGUGACAGAACUGGAGAUGAUGCAAUUCCUGAAUCAGAGAAAGCACCGGCAGCCCUCCGCCCCAGCUCUCAUCUACUUCCGAGAUUCUGGUUUCCUCAGUUCUGUGCCAGAUGCUUGGAGACCUGACUUCAUUUCUGAGUCUGAAGAGGCUGCACAUCGGGUCUCAGAACUGAAGAACUACCUGAGCGGACAGGAAGAGGUCAUCUGUCGAAGAUACUCCUGUGAAUGGGGAGGAGUAGCUGCUGGCCGGCCCUAUGUUGGGGGUCUGGAGGAAUUUGGGCAGUUGGUUCUCCAGGAUGUGUGGAAUUUGAUCCAGAAGCUUUACCUGCAGCCCAGGGCCCAGCUGGAGCAGCCAACACCCAUCUCAGAUGAUGACUUGAUCCAGGCCACCUUUCAGCAGCUGAAGAACCCACCAAGUCCUGCCCGGCCACGCCUGCUUCAGGACACAGUGCAGCGGCUGGUGCUGUCCCAUGGGACGCUGAUCCUGGUGACUGGGCAAGCAGGACAGGGAAAGACUGCCUUCCUGGCAUCCCUUGUGUCAGCUCUGCAGGAUCCUCAUCAGGCCAAGGUGACCCCCUUAGUUUUCUUCCACUUUGCAGCAGCCCGCCCUGACCAGAAUCUUGCCUUCAACCUUCUCAGACGCCUCUGUGCCCACCUGCAUCAAAAUACACAGGAGCUCAGUCCUCUCCCCACUACUUACAGAGGCCUUGUGUGGGAGCUACAGCAGAGACUGCUGCCCAAGUCUGUGCAGUGCCUGCAACCUCACCAGACCCUGGUUCUGAUCGUCGAUGGGGCUGAUCGGUUGGUGGACCAGAAUGGGCAGCUGAUCUCAGAUUGGAUCCCCAAGUCCCUUCCCCGGCGAGUACACUUGGUGCUGAGUGUGUCUAGUGACUCAGGGCUGGGAGAGACCCUUGAGCAGAGCCAAGGUGCCCAUGUGGUGACCCUGGGUCCUCUGGACUCAUCUGCCCGGGCCCGGCUGGUGAGAGAAGAACUAGCACUGUAUGGGAAGCGAUUGGAGGAGUCGCCUUUUAAUAACCAGAUGCGGCUGCUGCUGGUGAAGCAGGGCUCGGGGCUCCCACUGUACCUGCGCCUUGCCACUGACCACCUGCGGCUCUUCACGCUCUAUGAACAGGUGUCAGAAAAAUUGCUGGCCCUACCUGCCACUGUCCCCCUGAUGUUGCAGCACAUCCUGAACACUUUGGAGCAAGAGCACGGUCACGAUGUCCUUCCUCAAGCCUUGGCCACCCUUGAGGUCACACGUAGUGGUCUGACUGUGGACCAGCUGCAUGCAGUGCUGAGUGCGUGGCAGAUUCUGCCCAAGGGGACUAAGAGCUGGGAAGAAGCACUGGCUGCUGGUAACAGGGGAGUUGCUUACCCCAUGGGCCCAUUUGUCUACCUUGUCCAGAGUCUGCGCAGUUUGCUAGGGGAGGGCCCUCUUGAGCGCCCUGGUGCCUGUCUCUGCCUCCCUGAAGGCCCGCUGAAGAAAGCAGCUAAACACCGUUACGGGAGGAGGCUGGGGCUUCAGAACACAGCGCACCUCCUCACUGCAGCUCAGUUCUGGAAGACCUGUGACCCGGAUGCCUCAGGCACCUUCAGACGUUGCCCUCCUGAGGCUCUAAGAGACUUGCCAUACCACCUGUUCCACAGUGGUCACCGUGGCCUCCUUGCAAAGUUCCUCACCAAUAUCCAUGUGGUGGCAGCAUACCUGGAAGUGGGUCUGGUUUCCCAGCUCUUGGAGGCUCAUGCCCUCUAUGCUUCUUCAAAACCUGAAGAGAGCGAACAGCUCCCUGAGGCUGAGGUUGCAGUAUUCCGCACCUUCUUGAAACAGCAAGCUUCAAUCCUCAGCCAGUACCCUCUUCUCCUGCUUCAGCAGGCUGCCAACCAGCCUCUGGAGUCCCCUCUUUGCUGUCAAGCCCCUCUGCUUGCCCAGCGAUGGCACCUUCAGCACAUACUGCGAUGGAUUAAUAAACCCCAGACCUUGGGAGAUCAGCAAAGCUCUAAUUUGUCACUGGCAAUUUCCUCUUCCCCAACUACUGUGGCUUUCUCCCCUAAUGAGCAAAGAGGAGCUGUGGGCACUGCCAAUGGGACAAUUUACCUUUUGGACCUGAGAACUUGGAAGGAGGAGAAGUCUCUGGUGAGUGGCUGUGAUGGGAUUUCCUCUUUUGCCUUCCUCUCGGACAACACACUUUUCCUUACUGGCUUUGAUGGACUCCUAGAGCUCUGGGACCUACAACAUGGCUGUCGGGUGCUACAGACCAAGGCCCAUCAGUAUCAAAUCACUGGUUGCUGCUUGAGCCCAGAUCGCCGGCUGCUAGCCACUGUGUGCUUGGGAGGAUGCCUGAAGCUUUGGGACACAGUCUCUUGUCAGCUGGCCUUCCAGCACACCUAUCCCAAGCCCCUGAACUGCAUUGCUUUCCACCCAGAGGGGCAGGUGGUGGCCAUGGGCAGCUGGGCUGGCAGCAUUAGCUUCUUCCAGACAGAUGGACUCACAGUCCUCAAGGAACUGGGAGCCCCGGGGCUCUCUGUCCGUACCUUGGCAUUCAAAGUGUCUGGGCAGGCAGUAGCUGUAGCCAGGGUAGAUGGCACAGUGGAGCUAUGGGCCUGGCGAGAGAGCACGCGGCUGGCUGCCUUCUCUGCUCACUGUGGCUUUGUUACUGCUGCGAUCUUCCUGCGCUCUGGACGCCAGUUCCUGACAGCUGGAGAAGAUGGCAAGGUUCAGGUGUGGGCAGGGUCUCUUGGCAGGCCCCGUGGUUGCCUGGGCUCCCUUCCUCUCUCUCCUGCCCUCUCUGUGGCUCUUAGCCCAGAGGGUAACCAGGUGGCUGUUGGCUACCGAGCAGAUGGCAUAAGGAUCUACAAAAUCUCAGGUUCCCAGGUGAUUCACUGUCAAGUGCUAGAUAGGGCAGUGUCUGCACUGGCCUGGCUAAACCCCACUGUGUUGGUGAGUGGUGCAGAAGAUGGGUCACUGCAGGGCUGGCUGCUCACAGAAAGCUCCCUUCAGUCUCUCUGGCUCCUGUCCAGAUAUCAGAAGCCUAUUCUGGGACUGGCCACCUCCCAGGAACUCUUGGCUUCUGCCUCAGAGGAUUUUGUAGUACGCCUGUGGCCAACACAAUUACUGACACAGCCGCAUGAGGCAAAAGACUUUCCCUGUGUUGCUGAGCUCCGGGGACAUGAGGGUCCUGUAAGCUGCUGUAGCUUCAGCCUUGAUGGAGGCAUCCUGGCCACUGGGGGCAGGGAUCAGAAUCUUCUCUGCUGGGAUGUGAGGACACCCCAAAACCCUCUUCUGAUUCACUCCUUCUUUGCCUGUCACCACGACUGGGUCACUGGCUGUGCCUGGACCAAGGACAACCUACUGAUCUCCUGCUCUAGUGAUGGCUCUGUGAGGCUCUGGGACCCAGAGAUGGGACAGCAGCAUGGCCAAUUCUUGGGUCAUCAGGAUGCUGUGAGCGCCGUGCUGGCUGUGGAGGAACAUGUGGUAUCUGUGGGCCGGGAUGGGACCUUGAAAGUGUGGGACCAUCAGGGUGUGGAGCUGACCAGCAUCCCAGCUCAUUCAGGACCCAUCAGCCACUGUGCAGCUGCCCUGGAGCCCCGCCAAGUUGGACAACCUGGAUCAGAGCUUCUAGUGGUGACCGUUGGAGUGGAUGGGGCCACACGCUUGUGGCAUCCCCUCUUGAUGUGCCAAACACACACCUUCCUAGGACACAGUGGCCCAGUUAGUGCAGCUGCUACCUCGGAGACCUCAGGCCUCCUGCUGACUGCUUCACAGGAUAGUUCUGUGCGGCUCUGGCAGAUACCCAAGGAAUCAGAUGGUACAUACAUACCCAGGAGUUCUUCAGCCAUCACUGCUGUGGCCUGGGCACCAGAUGGUUCUGUGGCAGUCUCUGGCAACCAAGCUGGGGAACUAACACUGUGGCAUGAAGCCAAGGCUGUGGCCACAGCACAGGCUCCAGGCCACAUCAGUUCCCUGAUCUGGUACUCGUCACACACCUUUUUUGUUCUCAGUGCUGACAAAAACAUCAGUGAGUGGCAAGUGAAAUUGCUGGAAGGUUCAACAUCCAGAAACUUCAGUCUUCAUCUGAACCGAGUUCUUCAGGAGGACUUAGGGGUUCUGCUAGGCCUGGCUCUGGCCCCUGAUGGCCAGUCCCUAAUCUUGGUGAAAGAGGAUUUGGAAUUACUGCAGAUGAAGCCUGGAGAUGUUCCAUUUGUGAUCUGGAGGAGGUAUGCAGAACAUCUUUUGAUAUUGUCUACCAGUGAAUAUGGUGUAUUUUACCUACAGCCAGGAGAUCCUGGAUCUCUCUAUUUCUUGGAGCAGAAGGAAUCAGGAGAGUUUAAAGAGAGCCUGCACUUCAAGCUGAGCUUAGCGAAUCCUAGUAGAUUCCCAAUAUCGAUAACUCAGGCCAAACCUGACUCUGAGUCCUCCUUUCUGUGUGCUAGCUCUGAUGGAAUGCUCUGGAACUUGGCUGAAUGCACUCCAGAAGGAGAAUGGGCCAUAGGUAACAUCUGGCAGAAAAAAAGAAAAACACCUGAAACUCAGACUUUGGAGGCAGAUUCAUCUGUGUCUUUGGAGUUAGAUUUCAGCAUGGAGAGCUUGUCAGAACCCUCACAUUUAAAGACUCGUUAUCAUAAAAAGAUUCACUCGGGCUCCGUCACAGCCCUCCACGUGCUUCCUGAAUUGCUGGUGACAGCUUCAAAGGACAAAGAUGUUAAGCUAUGGGAGAGAUCCAGUAUGCAACUGCUGGGCCUGUUUCAGUGUGAAGGGGCAGUGAGCUGCCUAGAACCUUGGCUAGUGCCUAACUCUUCCCUGAAGCUCAUUGUGGGAGAUACCCAGGGAAAUAUAUACUUUCUGUCCUGGGAAUGAAAACGUGCUACUCAAGGGAAUGGCUGGAGAGAUAGCAGUUAUGGCAUUUGCCUGAAAAGCCAAAAGAUCCUUGGUCGCCUGUCCAGGACCCAUGUAAGC
Molecule: messenger RNA, 8090 nt
Organism: Jaculus jaculus (lesser Egyptian jerboa)
Lineage: Eukaryota; Metazoa; Chordata; Mammalia; Rodentia; Dipodidae
Gene: Tep1
Product: telomerase associated protein 1
Exons: 55
Coding region: 93-7991 (2632 amino acids)
Biological process (GO): telomere maintenance via recombination
Cellular component (GO): telomerase holoenzyme complex
Molecular function (GO): protein binding; telomerase RNA binding; telomerase activity
Source: RefSeq, a predicted model, not a curated record